Molecule: messenger RNA, 2924 nt
Organism: Suncus etruscus (white-toothed pygmy shrew)
Lineage: Eukaryota; Metazoa; Chordata; Mammalia; Eulipotyphla; Soricidae
Gene: TAPT1
Product: transmembrane anterior posterior transformation 1
Exons: 14
Coding region: 1-2244 (747 amino acids)
Biological process (GO): positive regulation of cilium assembly; maintenance of protein localization in endoplasmic reticulum
Cellular component (GO): ciliary basal body; endoplasmic reticulum membrane
Source: RefSeq, a predicted model, not a curated record
AUGCAGAAGAGACGGAGCGUGGCCCCGAGCGCGGACCUGCCGGGCCCGCGGGCGCUGGAGCCGGAGCCGGAGCCGGGCGGGCCGCGCCGCCGGGGCCGCUCGGGCUGCGGCGCCAAGAGCUGCGGGAAGGCGGCGCAGGCGCACUCGAGCCGCCGAGCUUGCAGCAAGCAGCCGCGGAAGACCACCGGCUCUCCGUCGGGCGCCGCGGAGGAAGCGCAGCCUCCCGCCCCGGGCUCGGGCACCUCGGAGCCCCGCGCGCCUGCGCCUGCGCCUCCCCGCAUGGAGCCCCGCGCGGCGCCCUCCCGCCACUGCGACGGCAGGAAGAAGAUGGCGGCGGCCGUGGCGGCGGCGGCGGCGGCGAGCGCGCAAGCGCACGCGCACGCGCAGGGCCCGAUGACGUCACUCGCGCGCGCCGGCCGCAAGGACCCGGAUGGCGGCGGCGGCGGCGGCGGCGGCGGGAGCGGCGGCCGGAGCAGCGGCGGCUCGGGCUCGGCCGAGGGGCGGGGCGAGGCGGGGCGGGGGCCGGGCGGAGGUUGGCGGGAGGCGGCGGCCGCGGUGGCGGUGGCGGGCGCUCGCAACAUGGCGGGCGGCCACGGCGAGGCGGCGACCCCCGCGGGAGACGACGGCGGUUCCGAGCGCGAGCGCGAGCGCGAGGCGGAGCAGCCCCCGAAGGCGCCGCAGCGCACCGAGACGCUCGGCUUCUACGAGAGCGACCGGCGGCGCGAGCGGCCGCGCGGCCCGGGCUCAGGGCUUUCAUUAUUGAGGUUCCUCAGUGCUGAACUAACAAGAGGGUACUUCCUGGAACAUAAUGAGGCCAAGUAUGCAGAAAGAAGAGAAAGAGUGUACACUUGUAUGCGAAUACCAAGAGAACUGGAAAAGCUCAUGGUGUUCGGGUUCUUUCUGUGCUUGGAUGCCUUCCUGUAUAUCCUCACCUUGCUGCCCCUCAGAGUCUUCCUGGCCCUGUUUCGCCUUGUCACGCUUCCUUGCUAUGGUUUAAGGGACAGACGCCUGCUGCAGCCUGCCCAGGUAUGCGACAUUUUGAAGGGCAUCCUGCUGGUGAUCUGCUAUUUCAUGAUGCACUACGUCGACUACUCCAUGAUGUAUCACCUGAUACGGGGCCAGUCGGUCAUCAAGCUCUACAUCAUUUACAACAUGCUCGAGGUAGCAGAUCGUCUGUUCUCAUCGUUUGGACAAGAUAUAUUGGAUGCUCUUUACUGGACAGCCACAGAACCUAAAGAACGGAAAAGAGCCCACAUUGGGGUGAUUCCUCACUUCCUAAUGGCCGUUCUCUAUGUCUUCUUGCACGCCAUUCUCAUUCUGGUUCAAGCAACAACUCUCAACGUAGCUUUCAACUCACACAACAAGUCCCUGCUCACAAUCAUGAUGUCUAACAAUUUUGUUGAAAUUAAAGGAAGCGUUUUCAAGAAAUUUGAAAAGAAUAAUCUUUUUCAAAUGUCCAAUAGCGAUAUUAAGGAACGAUUCACAAAUUAUAUACUCUUACUAAUAGUGUGCUUAAGAAACAUGGAGCAAUUUUCUUGGAAUCCAGAUCAUUUCUGGGUGCUGUUUCCAGAUGUCUGUAUGGUGAUUGCAUCAGAGAUUGCUGUGGAUAUUGUAAAGCAUGCCUUUAUCACCAAAUUCAAUGACAUUACUGCAGAUGUCUAUAGUGAAUACAGAGCCAGCCUUGCUUUUGACCUUGUUAGCAGCCGACAGAAAAAUGCCUACACAGAUUAUAGUGACUCCGUCGCACGGAGGAUGGGUUUUAUCCCACUUCCACUGGCUGUCUUACUCAUCAGAGUGGUGACAAGCUCGAUUAAAGUGCAAGGGAUCCUGUCUUACGCCUGUGCCACACUCUUCUAUUUUGGGUUGAUAUCCCUGAAAGUACUAAAUAGUAUCGUGCUACUGGGAAAAUCGUGCCAAUAUGUCAAAGACGCCAAAAUGGAAGACAAACUGUUUAAUUCUGCCCCCACCAGCACUCCCGGCAAACCAUCCUCCUCAUCACAGAGCAAAUGCAAGCCGUCUCCAGAGGAGACCCUGUCUGCUUCAGUGUCCAGCCAGCCCCUCCAUCCCAAGGAGAGUGUCACUCCCCUGCUGGUGACCAGCAAUUCCGACCAGUUCCUGACAACCCCGGACGGUGACGAGAAGGACAUAACGCAGGACAGCUCGGAGUUGAAACACAGGGCGUCCAACAAGAAAGACCUGUUGGAGAUCGACAGGUUCACGAUCUGCGGCAACCGCAUUGACUGACCCCGGGCUCUGGCUGCAGGACGGGCGCUGCAGAUGUCACAGUGGCACUUACGUAUUUAUUUAAAAAAACAACUUAAGUUAUUAAUGGAGAGAGCAAAUCUAAGUAUCUUCCUUUCGGUCCUGUGGUCUGGCCCAAGGUCAGCGGGACCCGUGGUCUGGACUUGGGGAGAUGUGAGACGCCAGGCAGCCCCUCGCUUGCCUCACAGCAGACAAAGCUCGUGGCCUUCAGGCUCGGGGCCUGGAGCUGCAUCAGGUCUUCGGUUCAACCACCCUGAGCUUCCAGAGCAUUGAACUUGGCCUUGAGGCCUCCUCAGUCUAAGGACAUACCUGGAAAACUGUGAAGCUUUUCCCCACGACCUAGGACAUCACCUUUCCAGUCUCAUUUUAUUCCCAUCAGCAGUUUUCAGACUUGACUUCAUCUGCCAAAGCAUUAAAGAAAAAAAAACAACUAAAACUUUCAAGAUCAAUGUUCUUACCAUCAGAAUAAUCUUGGGAGACAUAUUGGAAUCACUCAGAAUGCGAAAGAAAGGAAAAAGAAAAGUUCCCUUAAACUAAGAUGUGAUGAAUUAAUAUAGCAUAUUUUUUAUAUAGGGGUGGGGAACCCUAAAUCAGUUUUGUUUCUGUCAAAAAAAAUAUGAAUGAAGGUAAUGCAUCUCUGAGAAAAUGUUGCAUCAUUUUUU